Pichia membranifaciens NRRL Y-2026 is the source of this 2175-nucleotide messenger RNA. RefSeq lists its product as hypothetical. The transcript has a single exon. Gene Ontology annotation, biological process: L-tryptophan biosynthetic process. Lineage: Eukaryota; Fungi; Ascomycota; Pichiomycetes; Pichiales; Pichiaceae. Bases 1 to 2175 code for a protein of 724 amino acids. The record is from RefSeq and is a predicted model, not a curated record.
AUGUCCAUUCUUUUGGUUGAUUCAUACGAUUCAUUCACUUACAAUUUGAGAGAUCUUCUUCUCCAAUCAACUAAUGCACAUGUCAUCACAGUGCAUAAUGAUUCGUAUGACUUGAGUAGUGAGUCAGACAAAACAGAAUUGGACAUUCUGCUAAGAUCCGUAGACGCUAUUGUUAUCGGUCCAGGUCCGGGAUCGCCUAGUGUUGCUUCUGACAUUGGGAUCAUACCCUAUGUUUUUGAAAAAUGUCAGUCAAAGCCUAUUCUUGGAAUUUGCCUGGGGUUUCAAAUUCUUUGCUUGGUGAAUGGAUGCAACGUGGAUUACCUCAAGGACCCAAUUCAUGGUCAAGUUCACAAGAUUGACAUAGUGGAUGCUUCGUCAAUCUUUCAAAAUUUCCCAAGCUCAGUAGAUUCGGUUAGAUACCAUUCCAUAUACGUCAGUGACAUCACGCCAUCUGAUUCUAUCAAAGCUUUGGCAUAUUAUACAGAUCACAAGCCUGGCAGCAGCAAAGUAUUGAUGGCUGCUCAGCAUACCAAAUAUCCGCAUUUUGGAGUCCAAUACCACCCCGAGUCAAUAUGCUCAACUUUUGGAAAAGAUUUGAUACAAAACUUCUGGAAGCUGGUAGAGGCUACACCUUCUAAUGAUAUUCUGCCAGUACUAUCCCAUGAUAAACAUCUAGUAACUUCGAGUCCUUUAAUUAGUGAGUUUAAGUCUACAAAUGAUUACAACAUCAGCUAUAAGACUCUUACACUGGAUGCUUUCAGCAACGGUCAAAUCGAUGUUUUGGAUCUAUGUGACCUUCUGAUUGCGCAAAAGAAUGAUAUAAUGCUGUUGAAUUCGGCGUCAUCACCUGGUGAAUGGUCAAUAAUUGCAUUACCAACUAUAGGAGAAUCCGAGGUUAUUACACACUCAACAGAGAAUGCUGAUGUUGUAAAACUGUCGAAAUGGAAGUCGGAUUCCCUUCCCUCAACCAUUCAUACAAACGAUAUGUUUGAAUAUUUGGCAGACUACAUGAAGAACAAAUUUUACAAUCCAAAAAUGGAAAACAUUGAGCUAAAAUCCUGUCCCUUUGUUGGGGGGCUUGUAGGUUAUGUAUCCUACGAAGAAGGAAGUUUUAUUGAUACUAAGAAGCUCUCAAAAAGAACAAAGUCCGACAUUGAUGAUACAAAGCUCUGUUUUAUUGAUAGAUUUAUUGCAAUCUCACCAAAGAAAUCCAUAUUUAUAGUCUCCAUAAAAAAGAAGGAUGACGAAUUCCUGUCAAAUAUUGAGCGUAUACUGUUGUCUAACACAAGAAAAUCAGAUGCUGUGCCACUAACAGAGUUGUUUGCAAAGACGAGAAUUAGAACGCCGGAUAAGAGUAAAUAUUUUGACACUUUCCAUAAGUGUCAAACGUUUCUUCACUCUGGAGAUUCUUACGAGCUUUGUUUAACUUACAAUACAAUUGUUCAAAUUCCUGACUCAAUCAAGCCUUGGGAAGUAUAUAAAUCGUUGGUCAAGAAGAAUCCAUCGCCCUAUUCAGCAUUUAUCAACUUCGAGUCAUCUAUGUUGUUAUCAACAUCACCAGAAAGAUUCAUUUCUUGGACCCCAAAGUCAUGUCAAAUGCGUCCAAUCAAAGGAACAUUGAAAAAACACCCUAAAUUAAACUACGAAAAGGCUUGUCAACUUUUGAGAAUACCAAAGGAAAUCGGCGAGAAUUUAAUGAUUGUGGAUUUGAUCAGAGACAACCUGCUCUACUUGCUGGAAAAAAUAAAUGUCACAAAGUUGAUGUCUGUUGAAGAAUACGAAACUAUCUUUCAACUAGUUUCUGUCAUAGAGGGUGAGUUUACUAAUCAGUUUAAAGGUAUCGAUGUACUGAGAAAUUCUCUCCCUCCGGGUUCCAUGACUGGAGCCCCAAAGAAAAGGUCAGUUGAAAUUUUACAACAACUUGAAGAGCAACAGCGCCGUGGGCUCUAUUCUGGUAUAUGUGGAUAUUGGUCAGUCAACGACAACGCUGAUUGGAGUGUCAUUAUUCGUUCUUUGUUCCGGUAUUUUGAUGACCUAGAAUGUUGUGAAGGUUUUGAUACUUACAGAUGUGGUGCAGGAGGUGCAUUGACUGUUUUGAGUACCGAUGAAGGUGAAUGGGAUGAAAUGUUAGUUAAAUUACAUAGUGUUCUUCAAUUAUUUGAAGAAACGAGAUAG